This is a messenger RNA of Coccidioides posadasii C735 delta SOWgp, 1408 nucleotides long. NCBI's taxonomy places the organism in Eukaryota, Fungi, Ascomycota, Eurotiomycetes, Onygenales, Onygenaceae. The record is from RefSeq and is a predicted model, not a curated record.
AUGGGUUUCAAUCUAAUGAAAGCAAUAUUUCUAUUGAUAGCCGCCCCUAUCCUCAAAGCUUCGAUUAUACCCGCGAGGAGUUCUACUCCUGAUGCUGGGCUAUUACCUGUUCUAGAAUCUGUUAGCCAGCCCACUGAUAUCCAGCAACGCCGCGGUAUACGACCCUUUUUUGCCCUGCUAUUGGCAUACACCCUCAAGGUAGCUAACAAUUGGUUAGAGUUACGGUACCGUAAAGCUGAUGAGUUCGGAAAUGCUCCCGAACAUAACGUCGGUGCGGCGUAUUUUGGAGGCCUAAAACAUGUGCGCGCUCCACCAGCGUUUCGUCCAAGGCCCCCGUCCCCGGGUGGAAGGGGAACGUCGGGGGGUGCGGGCGCUAAUUCACCUCCGCUCAGUCCGCCGAGGCCACCAAGCCCGGGGAUGGGAGCGGGAGCAGGAUCGCGAAUCGAAGGACCGGCUGAGCCUGUUAUACCGCAGUCUGGCAAAGGGGACUGGAGUUAUUUUUCUCAGUCCGGCAAAAAUUCGAAAGAGUGGCUAGAUAAAGUGAUUGCACGCAAGCAGCCCGAUGCGCCACCCCGGCCGUGGCAGGAAUUCUACGCGAAAGAUGCAUCUCCUGUGAAUAUCAAAUUUUCCAAGGAUAUACAGGCGGCGACCAAACUCCCGGAGAGUCUGCAGUUCACCCGACACACUUUCAAGUCGAAAUCUUCAGAAUUGGGAGUGUACGAGAAUGGCGUCAACCACGAAAAAGGUGUCAUGAUGUCGAUCAGAACAAAUAACAAGAAUGACCACCUUACUGCAAAGGAAAAUAGAAUGGAGUGGAGUGAAGCCGCAAUGAAGUCAUGGAAGCAAGACUCCCCAAAAGAUUCCAAGAGCCUAGAGUGGGUUAUAAAGGAUCUUGUGGACAAUGUGGACACGAAGGCGGUUAUGGCGCAGGCGCACGCAAAGGCAGGUUAUCCGGCGGGCAAGGCGGGAGCGCAAUUUCGAUAUGACGAAUCGAAUCCCAAGAUGAAGGAGGCAUUCAUAGCCUUAAGCGGAACUCAGGAGGUUAAAGGGGUUUAUGGCCUGCUGGGCAACAAUCGAGCCGCUCUUGGGGAUAAGAAAAUAUCCUCGAUUUACACCUUUCCGGAUUCACCACAUUUGGCCAUCAAGGUGGACAAAGCGAAGGCUCCCGAAAAGGCGGGAGAACCAGGGCCUGCAAUGAGAGUUCGUUUUAUGGCGAGGCACGGGCUGGCCUAGUGCACUGAAAAGUGGAGUCGAUAUUCCACUUGGGCUACAGAGUACUUCGGUGAGAUGCUCGGUAUAGUUAGUUAUACUCAGCUUUUGAAUUUUGUCUUUUUCUUCUAGAAUUUCUAUUCCGGGUGCACCUGUUCGUUUCGAGGUACAGUACAAUGCCAAUAGACUUCAUUACAUU